Messenger RNA from Triticum dicoccoides, 1126 nucleotides. RefSeq lists its product as uncharacterized. The coding region runs from base 102 to 977 and encodes 291 amino acids. Gene Ontology annotation, biological process: biosynthetic process. Gene Ontology annotation, cellular component: cytoplasm. NCBI's taxonomy places the organism in Eukaryota, Viridiplantae, Streptophyta, Magnoliopsida, Poales, Poaceae. The transcript is spliced from 6 exons. The record is from RefSeq and is a predicted model, not a curated record. Gene Ontology annotation, molecular function: isomerase activity.
CGUUGCUGAUUACUACUCCUACUCAGCAAUCAUCAGCAUCUUGUUACAAUUCCUACUCAGGCAACUUUGGAGCAGCGGCCGCCGACGCCGUGUUCGUGAAAAUGUGCAAGAAAGCCAUCCGAUACGCCGUGGUGGACGCCUUCGCGACCGAGCCGUUCAAGGGCAACCCCGCCGCGGUGUGCCUCCUCGACGACGACAACGCCGCGGACGAGCGGUGGAUGCAGUCCGUCGCCACCGAGUUCAACCUCUCCGAGACCGCCUUCCUCGUCCGCGACUUGUCCCGGCCCGCCAGCGCCGCGCCGCUCUUCCACCUUCGAUGGUUCACCCCCGUCACCGAGGUCGACCUGUGUGGGCACGCGACGUUGGCCUCCGCCCACUUCCUCUUCACGGCCGUUCUGCCGGAGCAUGGCAUGAUCGAGUUCACGACCAAAUCCGGCAUCCUGACUGCGAAGAAAGUUCCUGCGCCAGGGGGCGCAGGCGAGGCCCACGGGAAGCUGUUUAUUGAGCUGAAUUUCCCCAUGAUUGAUUUCCUGGACUGCAACGAGAUGCCGUCGAUUCCAGAGACCCUAAACGGCGCACCAGUGGUCAGUGUUCACAAAUCGGCGGCCGACGGUGAUCUCAUUGUGGAACUUUCUUCAGCAAAAGAGGUUGCCGACAUCCUUCCUAACAUCGAAGAAAUUAAGAAGUUGUCAUGUGGUGGUAUCAUGGUUACAGGACCGGCACCUGCUGGAUCUGGUUAUGACUUCUUCACACGUUUAUUCUGCCCGAAAUUUGGGAUGGAUGAGGACCCUGUUACUGGCAGUAUACAUUGUGUAUUGGGACCCUUUUGGGGUAGAAAGCUUGGGAAGCAAAAACUGACGGCAUUUCAAGCAUCUCCAAGGGGUGGAACGCUAUACCUGGAACUGGAUGACGCAAAUCGGCGAGUGAAAAUCCAAGGAGAAACCGUUACUGUCAUGUCCGGGACACUCCUGGUGUAAUAUGCAUGCUGCUUGAAAACUUUCAGGCCUCCUUUGGUUUAGAGGAAUUUCAUAGGAAUUCUAGAGGAUAGGAUUCUUAUAGGAUUUUUUUUCUUUAGAGCCCUUUGGUUCAUAGGAAUGGAUUCCUAUUCCUAUAUAGGAUUGGUUCC